Molecule: messenger RNA, 3213 nt
Organism: Lolium perenne
Lineage: Eukaryota; Viridiplantae; Streptophyta; Magnoliopsida; Poales; Poaceae
Molecular function (GO): microtubule binding
Source: RefSeq, a predicted model, not a curated record
CUCAAAAAAAAAAAAAAAAAACACCCCCAAAAGAUUCAGUUCCCCAUCGGCCAUCGCCAUCCCAUUUCGCCGUUCCCGGCGCCGCCUCCGCCUCCGCCUCCGACGACCCCGGCUAAGACUGCAUCUCCGUCAAGGUCCGCCGCAUCUACGCAUGGAUUCGCCGCUCCACAUCGAUUCUCCACCACUCAUGGAAAAGGGCGAUAAAGAGAAUAUCCGCCAAGACCGCAACAUUAUGUCCGACUGCCCAACCCUGCACAGGGAGGGGGCUGUCUCUACAAAGAGGAAGAAGAAGCCCGGGGGGUUCAACCUCAGGAAGAGCAUCGCAUGGAACCCUGCUUUCUUCACCGAAGAAGGCGUUUUAGAUAAUUCGGAGCUUUCUGUGCUCAGUGGCUCCCAAAUGAAGCCAGGCAGGAGCCCUGGCUCAGGGGUUGGUGCUACCAUUUCCCCGUUGUGUAGGGUUGGGAGAACUGGCAGUGCAUCCAUACUGAAGGAUGUCACAGAGAGUUCCCGUGGCAAGUUGCUUGUGAAGUAUCGUAGUGCCGAGAACAAGGGAAGGAAACUGUUUUCUCCUGCAAAACUUCCUGAGCGGGUUGAACUUCCGGAAAAGCAGGAUAAGAGGUCAGCGCGAAGCAUUCAAAAUUUGAUACCGAGGUCACCAGCAGGAUAUGCACAGAAGAAGGCGUCAAAUUCAAAUGCUACAACUCAAAUGACAAGAACACCCAAAAAGUUAUCGCAGCCUUCUAUUCCUAUGGUCCCUAGAAGUACCUCAUCAGCGACAAAUAUCUCCAAAUCAAACACAAAGUUACCUCCAGUUAAAACCGAUCACCCAAGUAGAGUGGAGGCACUCCAGCUGAAGUCGAAGAUUAAGCCUACAUCUUCAACUAAAUCCUCUGGACUUAUCACAGAGAAGGAUGUGGAGCCUGUUACAGCCCUCCAUGGAGAAGGCAAUAGUUCUAGGAAAUGUACAAGUUAUUCAACAUAUACACAAAAUAGGCCCUCCAGUUUUGUUGGUGUCCCUGCAUCAACUUCCGCUAAACCAUCAGCACUUCGCAUGCCUUCACCUUCAGUUGGUUUUUUCUCUCAGGAAAAGGCUCUUGUGUCACAUGAUGCUGCUGCUCAAGGAAAUGCAAAGAGCUGUGUUACUCGAAAUACUUCAUCACUUGCAAAGCCUCCCAGAUAUAGGCAGUCUGAGUAUGUAAAUAGCAGGCUAUCUCAGGCUCCUGUAUCAAAUGUUGAUACUGCUCAAGGAAAUGCAAAGGUCUGUGUUACUAGAACUACGUCAGCACUUGCAAAGCCUCCUAGAUAUAAGCAGCCUGAGGAUUUAAAAAGCAGACUCUGUCUUACAGCACAGCUGCCAACCAAUUGCCCUGCCAAUUCAGAGUCGGUUGUGCAUCCUGCAAUCAACUCUUUGGCCUCUUCAUUACCUGGUCUAGAGCAGGACAAUGAGUGUUCUGGGAAAGAAUCCUUGUCAGAAGGUAUAACAACAUGCUCAGCAAAUUCAAGAAAUGCAAAUACUGAACCAACACAGAAGGUUGAUUGCUUCUCUGUUGGAAGUGGAGCUACUACACGAUCACCUGGUUCAGAAAAGAAUGAUGGUUCCAGAAAUGGCAUGCCAAAUGUGGAUAUUGUUGCAUCACAUGUAGAAGAAGGGGUCAUUGUGAAAAGAACUGAACCUAGUGAGGACUCCCAGUCUCUAAAAUCUAUUUGCACCCCAACCAUUGAGCAUGUUGAGAACUCCUGUUCUCAUGAAGCUGCCAUCGGCUCAAUGAAACCUAUUGCGGUGAGUAUAUUGUCAUCGUCUUGCAUUUCUGAAGUGUGCACCCUUGACGGUUUCAUCUAUGAAAGCAAAUCAGAAAAUUGUGCUGGUGUAGCAAUUGACCUGGAAAAUUCUCUUUCUGGAGAGACAAUGGUCUCAGUUUCUUCCUCAGAAGGCAACAGUUGUACUCCAGGUCUGGACUUCUUGCGAGAUUUUGAUUCCUGCAAUCAACAACGUACUGAAUCUUCCACUAGGAAAUCAGUAGAGUCUACAACAUGGGCAGAUCGGGUGCUACAGUGUGGUAAUUCAGUUGAUAUAAAACCAGCUUCAGCUGAUGGUACAGCAGAUUUGCCUGGUUCCUUUUGUAAUGAAGCCGAACCUAAUUCAUCAGACAAACCAAAUACUGAUGGUAGUGUCGACUUUGAGUCAGAUAGUCCAUUGAUUGGCAAGGAAGCUCAGCUCUUAGUAGGGUGUGAUUGUGACAAUGAUUAUAGGCGUACAGAAUGCCCCCCUAUAGAACCAGAAGCACCUGUACCUCGUGCUGAUUUUAGUGAUCUAAAAGAAGUCACAGUAGAUUUUAGGACAGAAACACAUGAUUCUUUGGCAGUGGAAAGACAGCCUCUUUUAUUGGAAGAACCCAAUGCUGAAGAAGAUAUGGAUAUUGACUCAGAUAGUCCACUGAUUAGCAAGGAAGUUCAGCUGUUAAUAGGGUCUGAAUACGACCAUGAUUAUAGGAGUACAGAAUGUUCGCCUAUGGAACCAGGAGCACCUGUGCCUUGUACUGAUUUUAGUGAUUCAAAAGAAGUCGCGAUUGACUGUAAGACAGAAACACAUGAUUCUUUGCCAGUGGAAAGACAACAGGUUUUAUUGGAAGAAGCAAAUACUGAAGACGAUAUGGACCUUGACAAAAACGAGUUGUUAACUCUAGAGGAUCCAUCACCUAUAGGAAAGACCAAGGCAGUGCACAGACCAGGCACAAAUACCAUCAUAAAAAAUCAUCUAAAACAAUUGGUACCAUUUUCGGAAGAAUGGCUUGCUGCCAUGGAGGCUUGCGGGGAGGAAGUUUUGGAACAGAAGAGUGGAGCUGUGCAAAAUUCUCCUACCGAUAAAACUACCCCAGAGCCCAGUCCUUGGUCACCGGUUAAACGCAAAGCUCAAGAUGUUGGUCCAUUUGACUGUACCAAGUACUCCAAAAACGUUCGGACAACUGACACCCCUUAACCUGCUCAGCUGCGCUUCACCUUCUCUCGAGGUACCAGCAGACACGCUGUACAAAGUCAGAGCACAGCUCGGAGCCUUGUGAGAUCUGCCACUGAAUCUUACUUUGUUCAAUACAACAGCCUCGUUGAGGUGCUUUUGUUUGUUACCUGACAAUUGUUCCCUUGAAUUGUAAAAUCACUACUGUUGGAUCACGACACAAGCAAUGCUUGGUAAAUAAAGAGAUCAUUUCUUCUGAA